UUCAAGAAACUCCGGUACAAAAGGUAAGCAUACAGUUAAUACGGUAUACAGUCGAGUAUAAUGUAUGAGCUUUAACUUCUUGGGCACUUGUAGUAUCUCUGAACUAACACCGAAUGGUGAUAACAAAGAGCUCUUUGGUAAUAUUGUCAGAACGGAUGGGUUUUCAGUUGAUUUUCUUUUUUAUAAAAGACAACAAUCUGGCCAUGGUGCCUUGUUCCAAAAAUUUGACCUCACUCUUGAUGAUUUCUCUCUGGAUGAAGUUGACAAUACUUAUUUACCUAUUACCCUGGAUCCCGGAAGAAAGUCUGUUUUUACUGCUGCUAUUGGCCUUGAAUAUAACAGACAAGUGCGAAGAUGCACUACAUCUGAAUACUAUCAUAUGACAGGGUCGACCCAAUACAGUACCAAGUUAAACAGAAAGAAGGCCGUUACAGGCAUAGAUCUCAUAGAAAGUCAGAUACCCUCGCCAAAAACCUCUCGUUUGGAAAUAUAUGAGCUAUACACUGCUUAUACACUCAAUAACCUGGACGCUCUCUUGGCUUUUUAUGGAUCCGAAACUGCAAAGGACCGGUUUAUGUUGUACCAAGGUA
Molecule: messenger RNA, 590 nt
Organism: Mycotypha africana
Lineage: Eukaryota; Fungi; Mucoromycota; Mucoromycetes; Mucorales; Mycotyphaceae
Exons: 1
Source: RefSeq, a predicted model, not a curated record